Trematosphaeria pertusa is the source of this 450-nucleotide messenger RNA. RefSeq lists its product as uncharacterized. The transcript has a single exon. Lineage: Eukaryota; Fungi; Ascomycota; Dothideomycetes; Pleosporales; Trematosphaeriaceae. The annotation marks the transcript as partial. The record is from RefSeq and is a predicted model, not a curated record.
AUGGCAUCGACGCCGACUAGCGAUGCAUUAUACCGAUACAAGCCUCUGACCCCAACAACCCAGGAGAUUCGUCUGCUCACACUCCUACCGGGCGAGUGGGCGUCUCCGAUCGAAUGCAACGUCAAACACGUGGAUCUAGACGACGGUCCGGAAUAUGAGGCGCUGUCCUAUACCUGGGGCGACCUGAACGACAAAGUCGAUAUUCGAGUUGAAGGAGCGACAUUCAGCGUCACCCGAAAUCUGGAAGUGGCACUACGAUAUCUACGCCACGAAACGCAGGAAAGAGUCCUUUGGAUUGACGCAGUUUGCAUAAAUCAGGUCGAUUCAGCGGAGAAGUCCACGCAGAUUCAAGCAAUGUACAGGAUCUUUUCGUCCGCCGAUCGCGUUCUGGCCUGGACCGGGAAAGAGAGCAAUGAUAGCAAUACGGCUAUGGAUCUCAUCGAGGAACUU